GGACCUUUGGAUUGGAUCUCGGUUUCUAACCUUCACCAAACAAAUGUUUAGGCAUCAUCCCACCAAUGAACCCAAAAAUUCGCAUCCCAACCAUUACAAAGAUCUUAUUGCUGAUCCAUUUCACUCACAAUGGAAUGUCUCUUACCUAGGAUCAUGGGCAAUUAGGCAGAUGGUUCAACCUUGUGCUGGUAUCUGGAGUGACAAAUGCACUUCAAAAUUUGGAAGAAGACGUCCUUUUAUCCUUGCAGGGGCUCUUAUGAUCUCAGCUUCUGUCAUAAUGAUCGGGUUUUCUGCAGACAUAGGAUACAUAUUGGGUGAUACGAAGGAGCAUUGCAGUACAUUUAAAGGUGCACGGACAAGGGCAGCUAUUAUUUUUGUUAUUGGGUUCUGGAUGUUGGAUCUUGCUAACAAUACAUUGGGGGGACCGGCUCGUGCCCUUUUGGCUGAUCUAUCCAGUCCUGAGCAACGAAAUUCUGCAAAUGCUGUAUAUUGUUCAUGGUUGGCUGUAGGAAACAUCCUAGGAUUUGCUGCUGGUGCUAGUGGGAACUGGCACAGAUGGUUUCCUUUUCUGAAAAAUAGAGCUUGCUGUGAAGCCUGUGCCAAUCUCAAAGCAGCUUUUCUUCUUGCUGUUGUCUUCCUGACAUUGUGUACUCUUGUGACUAUAUAUUUUGCUAAGGAGAUUCCACUAUCUGCCUGUGAGCAGCCAAAUCAUUUAUCAGACUCAGCUCCUUUGUUGGAUGAUCUGACACAAACUGGUCUUGAACUUUCAAAGUUAGAACAUGAUGUGCCAGUUGUUGCCAGUGCAAACAUGAACAGUUCUGAGAAUGGCUAUGAACAAGAUAAAACCCCAAAGCAUCUCUACUCAAAAGCUGUGAAUGAUCAAAAUGAAAAUUUCAGUGAUAGGCCUGGAGCAGUACUGGUCAAUUUAUUGACCAGUUUAAGGCAGUUGUCACCAGCAAUGCACUCAGUACUUAUUGUUUCAGCUCUUAGUUGGUUCUCCUGGUUCCCCUUCUUCCUAUUUGAUACGGAUUGGAUGGGAAGGGAAGUAUACCAUGGAGAUCCCAAAGGGGAUUUUUCUGAAAUGAAGUUGUAUGAUCAAGGUGUCAGACAAGGUGCUUUUGGUUUGUUAUUGAAUUCAGUUGUUCUGGGCAUUGGUUCUUUCUUUAUUGAGCCAAUGUGUCAAUGGAUGGGAGCAAGACUUGUUUGGGCAAUGAGUAAUUUUACUCUCUUUGCCUGUAUGGCUAUCACUGCUAUCAUUAGCUUGAUAUCUGUCCGAGAAUAUUCUGAAGGAAUCCAACAUGUAAUUGGAGGGAAUGAAGCCAUAAAAUUUGCUGCCUUGAUUGUAUUUGCUCUGCUUGGCUUUCCUCUUGCUAUUACAUCUAGUGUUCCUUAUUCUAUCAUAGCAGAGUUGACUGCCAAUUCAGGUGGCGGACAAGGGUUGGCAAUAGGAAUUUUAAAUAUUUCAAUUGUCAUUCCACAGAUGAUUAUAUCCCUUGGUGCGGGUCCGUGGGAUGCCUUAUUUGGUGGAGAAAAUAUACCUGCUUUUAUUUUAGCUGCUUUUUGUGCAUUAGCAGCAGGCAUUAUUGCUACUCUAAAGCUUCCAGAUCUUUCUAGCAGUUCCUUCAAGUCAUCCCGACAUUCCACCUGGCCUGGUGGAGGCAUUGGGGCUUUGUGUCUUCCUGAUAUAUUACAAGGUGCAUGGCUUCACUUGUUCUUUGCCAUCUGAUAAUAGGUCUUGAGUUGGUUGUUAUUUAGUAAACGUUUCUUUUUUCA
Molecule: messenger RNA, 1773 nt
Organism: Rubroshorea leprosula
Lineage: Eukaryota; Viridiplantae; Streptophyta; Magnoliopsida; Malvales; Dipterocarpaceae
Source: the annotation of a GenBank genome assembly